AUGGCCUCGACGUCUCAAAGACCGAGUGGGUCACUUCCCAGGAAGCCUGAGAUCAACCCACGAGAGCAUUGCAAUGCUAUCACCCUGAUAAGUGGCAAGCAACUCGAAGAAGUCACUUCACCGGUGAUGGAAAAGGGGCAAAGCUCCAAAGGAAAAGAAGUCGUGAACGAAAAAGCUGAGGAAGUCUAUGUUCCUCCACCACCAAGACCUCUGUCCAUUCCUUUUCCAUCCCGCCUGAAAAAGCAUAAUGAAGACCGACAAUUCGCGAGAUUUACCGAGAUGUUGAAAAAGCUUGAGAUCACUAUGCCUUUCACAGAAGUCAUCCUACAGAUGUCGUCUUACACGAAAUUUCUCAAGGACAUACUCACGAAGAAGCGAGUCGUGGAAAAGGAGACAGUAUCACUCAACACCGAAUGCAGUGCGCUAAUUCAGCAUGAGUUGCUGCCUAAACGAGCCGACCCAGGAAGCUUCUCGAUACCCUGCAAAUUGGGUAAUGUCUCCAUUGAUAGGGCAUUAUGUGAUCUCAGAGCUAGUGUUAGCCUUCUCCCACUAUCGAUCUUCAAAAAGCUGAACGUGGGAGAGUUGAAGCCAACAAGAUGGCGCUCCAGCUUGCUGAUAGAUCGGUAA
This is a messenger RNA of Tarenaya hassleriana, 627 nucleotides long. RefSeq lists its product as uncharacterized. The coding region runs from base 1 to 627 and encodes 208 amino acids. The transcript has a single exon. The record is from RefSeq and is a predicted model, not a curated record. Lineage: Eukaryota; Viridiplantae; Streptophyta; Magnoliopsida; Brassicales; Cleomaceae.